Messenger RNA from Medicago truncatula (barrel medic), 1826 nucleotides. Its product is annotated as protein PHYTOCHROME-DEPENDENT LATE-FLOWERING. The coding region runs from base 273 to 1826 and encodes 517 amino acids. The record is from RefSeq and is a predicted model, not a curated record. Gene Ontology annotation, biological process: regulation of transcription by RNA polymerase II. NCBI's taxonomy places the organism in Eukaryota, Viridiplantae, Streptophyta, Magnoliopsida, Fabales, Fabaceae. Gene Ontology annotation, molecular function: transcription coregulator activity. The transcript has 4 exons. Gene Ontology annotation, cellular component: SAGA complex.
UUUGAAAUUGAGAGAAAUUGGGAGAAUAAAGAGAUGAUUAAUUGUUGUAAUCUUAUGAGUUUCAUUAGUUGUGAAAAGUGAUUACAUCAUGCCUUAUAUAAAAAGCUUAUUCACAUUGCUUGCUUAGUAAGCUAUCUAAACAAACAUAACAAAUAUAGCUAGAUUACCUAACUAACUUGUAACAAACUUCUAUACCCCAACAGGGUCUAUAUAGUCUAAACUUGAAUUAAAACUAACAGUUUCUACCUUCUUACAUUGUGUACCUCAUAGUUAUGCUUUUGUCUAAAUCACCAUCUUAUUUUUUCUUAAUUUUGUAUUUGUCUGCUGCAUAUGUUAAGUAUUACAUUUCAUGUACUUACCUUCCUAUUCCUAUCAUUAUGUGUUUGGAGGCCAUUGAGUCAGGUCACUUGCCUGGGGAUAUUCUGGAUGAUAUACCAGUCAAGUAUGUUGAUGGAGCACUUAUAUGCGAGGUUCGUGAUUAUCGAAGAUGUUCUCCUGCUGUGAGUAAAUCAAGCCUCAAGAUGUCAUUGGAAAAUAUUGUGAAGGACAUCCCAUCUCAUACUGACAAGUCUUGGAAAUAUGGUGAUGUAAUGGAAGUUGAAUCAAAGAUUGUGAAAGAAUUACAUCCAAACCUUCAUCUAGAUCCUACUCCGAAGUUGGAUCAACUAUGUCAAAGUCCACUUCAAAAAAAGCCCAAUUUGCAGAUAAAGCGACCGAGGAAUGCUGUCACUUCUAGUAAUAAAAUAGAUGGGGAAAAAGUCCGUAUAGAUAGAGUGCUAGAGAAUUCAAAAAGCAGGCUGGGUGAUUCAAGAAUCACUACAUCAAAUGCUAUUGUGAAACAGACUCUUGAAAAUCCAGCAAUGCAGAAUCUUAAUCCAAGCAUUGCCAUGAGAUCAAAGAAUAUUGUACUAGAUUCUUCCAUCCCAGGCUUUUCUAUGAUCUCCCAUCAAUCAAAAUAUCCAAUGGCUGUCGGAACUCCAAGAAGCUUGCAGGAGCGCCGAUUAAUUGCUGGUAUAAAUUCAUCUGGGGCUUCUGCUGUACAAGAUGUCAUGUAUUCAUAUGCGGAUAAUCCAAACCUGAGUGCCACUCUUCUUGUAAAAAGAGAGAAUCCAGAUAGAGAAUCACCAUCUUUAUCGAAUAUUGCAAAAAGAAUGAGGUCUGCUUCCACAGGUGUUGAUACAAUGCAGCAAAUAGACUCGCAUGUUAACGCUCUUCAAGGAUCGGAUAUGAAUUGGCAGGAUACAUUAUUACAGCAACAAGCAAUGGCCAGAGGUAUUCAGUAUACUGGGAGUGGCAUUCAGAUGUUUCCACAGCAGGUUUUUGAAGGGGGGUUAAAUCAACAGUCAGGGGGCACUCAAUUUGCUUCUAGUCAGCAAGGCAUGAGGUUAGUCGCCAAGGCACAACAAUUUGAUACAGAAAGAAUAGAUGGUGCAGGGAUAAAGUGCAAUUUAGACCCACAACAAGUACGGCUUCAACAAAGAAUGGCACAACAUGCAUCCAUGAGACCUAAUUUCCCACAGACAACCUCGAAUAGUCCUCAGUUAUCUAAUGGGAUAUUACCUCACUCGCUAAUGCUAUUAUCUUCAAAAUCUGGUGAAUUUUCUAAGGGUUCAGUUGGACUAAGUUCUAGACCGUCUUCAAUGAAAAAUGCAUCUGGAGCAUUACAGAAAAAGAAGGAUGCAACUUAUUCAAGAAAAAAGAAAGAAGAGAAGACUGCAAUGGCUUCACAUACAGCUGCUGUUGGAACUCCAUCUACAAAGGCAACAACAGACACACCUAGCUGCAAAAUGGAUAAUCUAAUUCCCUUCCCAAGACCCCAACAAUGA